Exophiala aquamarina CBS 119918 is the source of this 954-nucleotide messenger RNA. RefSeq lists its product as uncharacterized. The record is from RefSeq and is a predicted model, not a curated record. Lineage: Eukaryota; Fungi; Ascomycota; Eurotiomycetes; Chaetothyriales; Herpotrichiellaceae. The coding region runs from base 1 to 954 and encodes 317 amino acids. The transcript has a single exon.
AUGUCUGUGGAGGGGACCAUUGACCACAUACUGUCCAGGGACAUUGCCAUCCGACCCUCGAAGGUCUCAACAAGUGACGACGACAACCAUCUGACACUAAAUAUUCGUUACCGUAAAGGCAACGGACUUGAGGCAUCUGGUCCCACCAUCCUGCUCUUGCCAUUUUGGGGUGGCUCAGCAUCGACAUUUGACGCUGUCUUGAACGAAAUAGCAACUUGUCGUCCAGUUGGUAUCUACGUGGCGCUAUCCUAUCGCGGGACCGGCACUUCGAGAACUUUGGAGCCAGAUCUAGCCGAAGAUCAUACGAUCUCGACCUUAGCGUCCGACGUCCUCGCUGUGCUCCAGAGCGAGGAUUUUGUCGAUCUGGUCCCCUCAGGGAAAGUUGUGCUCGGCGCACACAGCAUGUCCGCCAAAGUUUCACUCCAGCUUCUCCACAAUCUGGAAAUCGAACCAUCUACCAGCGUCACGGCAAAGGUAGCAAUAACAAGUUUACUUCUAUUAGCUCCCGCUCCACCUGGUCCACUCGAAUUUUCUCUAGAGAUGCGGGCGCAGUCCAUGAAGGCGUAUAAGUCGCUUCAAAGCGCAGAGUGGUCGAUGCGACAUGUGCUCACCCAUCGACUGUUGACAGAUGAGCUGGCUACUCAACUUGCUAGAGAUGCUAUCAGGAUGAGUCAAGGAGCGAAGAGGGGAUGGCUGGAGUUUGGGAUGGGAACGGAUUGUACCAAUGCAGCUUGGGAUUUCGCAAAGCGCAGGCCGGGUAUGCGAGUGAGUAUACUUGUUGGCCAGGAGGACAAAGUCGAAACCCCCGAGAAAGUGAGGAAGGAGACAGUUGGGGUCCUGCAGGCCAUGGGAUUCAAGGUUGAAACUAAAGUAAUCAACGACUGUGGUCAUUUGAUUCCCAUUGAAGCUGUGAGAGACGUUGUUUGCCAGUUGGUCGAGUUGGUCGAUGGAUAA